CUUGAUGAUUAUUGGCCGCAUGCUUGGAGUGCAACCAAAAUCGUUUUCCUUUGCAGGUACCAAAGACAAACGAGCCGUCACUACGCAACAGGUAACUGUUUACAAGCAACCCGCAGCGAAAUUGCCUCUUCUUAACAAGAAGCUUAUGGGAGUAAAUUUGGUAACUUCAGCAAUGAGAAAGUCUCAAAGCGAGGCGAUGAGCUUCUUAAACGAAAGACGACUGGUGUUAAUUUGGAAGAUUCAACACUCAUACGACGACUUUUUACCAUCUACUUAGGCACUGUAAGUAAUGCCAUAAUUGAGGCAUAUAAGUAAUAUCAUACUUUCAUUUACUUUCUCCAGCCGAAAGGU
This is a messenger RNA of Marchantia polymorpha subsp. ruderalis, 351 nucleotides long. NCBI's taxonomy places the organism in Eukaryota, Viridiplantae, Streptophyta, Marchantiopsida, Marchantiales, Marchantiaceae. The record is from the annotation of a GenBank genome assembly.